AUGGAACUGGCACCACAUGUACAAGGUGAAUCCUUCUUAGACAGACCUGAAGACAACCCAAAAGAGUUAUGGACUUAUCAAAAAUCAGAUAAUUGGGGAUCUUAUAAAGUUAGUGGGUGUGAUCCAGCUCCUAAUGAUGCUAAAUACUCAUUCCCCAUCACUUCUAUGCCAAAGACUGUUAUGAGAACCAUAUUCAUGUUUUUAAAAUUAGUGGAUUGUUAUAGCUUUUUAAAAGCGGUUCCUCAUCCCAUGAUAGAAGAGUUACUAGUGGAAAAAAAAGAAAUUCUUUAUAAAGCUUUAACUUUUUCUGAUAAUUUCUAUUGGUCACGUGAUGUUGGUAAGUAUGAGUGGGAUCGUAUUGCUAAUCGAGUUGGGCAUAGCAUGACUUAUUUACCUUCUGAAAAUGCCGUGUACAUUUUUGGUGGGAGAAAUAUAGAUGAAGAGAACCGGCCUGGGCUUGAUAAUACGUUCAACGAUAUGUGGAAGCUUGACUUGGCAACUAUGAACUGUAGAAAAAUCUUCCCCUCAAUACCAGAUGACCCUCCUCUUAAGAAGUAUCAAGCUGUUAUGUUGGCUUACAAUAAAUCUCUACUUCUACACGGAGGAAGACCAGUAAGGAAGCGAACAGAUUUUUGUUCAAAUGAAAUGCAUCAGUUUAAUCCUCUUAAUAAUACUUGGAAUAAGUUUACCACAUGGAAUGUGGGGCCGCGAUUGUCUGAUCAUUGCGGAGUCAUUCAAUCCAAUAAUCUUAUUUUAUACGGCGGCUACACAGAGAAUCAAGACGUGUCAACAUGCUUUCAUAUUCUUAAUUUCAAAAGUGAACUCUGGUGCUCAGCAACAUUGAGAAAUGUUCCCACGCAUUUUACUAGCGCCGAUUAUAGUCGUCUACAGUUCAGUCCACACCUCUUUCCGCCAUAUCAACCAGGGACUUAUUCCUUAAUUUCCCUCAAACCCGGUUUUCUGUUGCUUUUUGGUGAACCAGACCUGCAGUACCUUUCUUACAAUUUCGCCCUCUUGAUUGAGUUUCCCUCGUACGAGCCUUGUACUAUACCAUGGAGUUGGAGAGUCAUACAGAUCACUGGGAAGUUCGAAGAUUUCACGUUUGACAGUCCAGGAAUUCUACCAUUUCUAUCCGGCAAUACUCGUCAUCCGAAGGUUGUUGCUAUUCAAAGCAAAACGGCAGUUAAGUUAGUUAGUCUAGGUUUACCGAGGAACCCUUCGAAAGUAAAGGUUGUUGAAGAUGUGUAUUACGAGGUUGCAGAAGUAUCCAAAAGGAAACACAGUCGUAUACAGAACUUUCUUAUAAGUUUGAGCGAAAAGAUGCUGCGAGAUCUUAUGGAAGUAUAUAGUUCGUCUAAGAGGAGGAGUCCGCAUUUCUACUUCGCUUUUGACGGUAUUUCCUUGAAGUUUAAAAACUUUCUCGUCAAUAUUGAAAAAUUGAAAAGAACUAGGAAGUUCCCCAUCUACGAUGUACAAAUACGAUUGGAUCUGCUGCAUCAAACUAAGACUGGGGUUGCAUUUGAUUUGGUUGAUCUUUACGAAAUAAGACGAAUGAUCAGUGAACAAGCCGAAAGAUUACAUUUGAAUAGGCAACGAGGCUACUGCAUGCAAGCUGAUCCUGGAUUUUACGGUACUGCAAAACUCGUCACCUAUUCGGCAAUAAUUGAUACUUCUGGCGAUUUCCAAAAUUUUUUUGAAAUUAAUUUAAAAGAGGGAGAGCCUGACUCACUUAGUUCUCCGGCACUGUUUCGAUACGAAAUGUGUCCUACUGAGUUCGACAUUGUAGUUCUAGGAGGUUCACACUUCAAGGAAAAAUUAAAUGAAUCGGGAUUACCUGUAACAGGUUAUAUUUAUACAAUGACUCCAAGUUUCCCAAGAUGCGUCAAACCUGCUGGAUCAGAAUUCAUUUGA
Auanema sp. JU1783 is the source of this 1911-nucleotide messenger RNA. The record is from the annotation of a GenBank genome assembly. NCBI's taxonomy places the organism in Eukaryota, Metazoa, Nematoda, Chromadorea, Rhabditida, Rhabditidae.